This is a messenger RNA of Impatiens glandulifera, 2196 nucleotides long. RefSeq names its product chloroplast sensor kinase, chloroplastic. Lineage: Eukaryota; Viridiplantae; Streptophyta; Magnoliopsida; Ericales; Balsaminaceae. The record is from RefSeq and is a predicted model, not a curated record.
CAAAAACAGGUGUUUCCUACUUCGACCGCAGAUUCGUCCUGACGUAAUUUCACCCAAUCUGCGACCGGAAUCUGCAGGGGAUGCUUCUAUCGGCGGCUGCUUCUUCUGCCUCAAGCAUCCCGUUUUCUUCUUCUAACUUCAAUCUAUUUUGCUGCCCCCCCGACCUUCACAGACUCUCAUACGGCGCCGCUUCUACCUCUCUCUCCUCCACCAACAGACACCCACUAUGCAUCCUCACCACCACCAAUGCCUUCUCCUCCUCUUCUCUUUCCAGCGACACGGCCGACCUCCAAAACCCAACUCUUAACACCGAUUCUCUUCUUCGCUGCGUCCGCUUUAAUGAAUCCGAAGCCGGAGAUGUCGCCAUGGCAUCUUCUGCUUCCGCAGUUGCAGCGGCCAUACGGGAGGCCUCAACCUGCCCCGUCGAAUGCGUUCAGAAGAUCGAGAAAGAUGGAAAAAACAGAGGUCUCGUCCUUCCAAGUCCCGAUUUUCAGAGACUUUGCCUCGAGCAAAUGGACCUCUUUCGCCGAAUCAUCGAUCCCGAUGCUCUUCUUUCGGUAUACGUCAGACCAGCGGGUAGUUACGUGAUGGAUAGGUUGGAGCUUCGCCGCGUGAUAUCCCUUCCCGAAAUCAACGCAGCUGACAUCGUGAUACUUGUUAGCAAUUUCAGUAUUCCGACUGGAUUAAGAACUGCUGAAGCUGCUAUUUCAAAUCAACAGGUAGCAUUUUUACCAGAGUGCAGAGCUAUUGUUUUUCCCAUGGUGAAACAUCCAUUUGUGGUGGGUUUUCUGGUUGCUGAACUUCCAGGAGUGGAACUUGAAAGGGAGAAAAAUGAUGUUGAGUACUUGCCACCAAAAAUCGAUCCAAGGCCAUGGGGAGAACGAGGAGGUAUACAGGACGCCCAAGUUGGAAAAUUCAAAUUAACUGCCGAGCAGAGAUCAAAUGCUAUUAAUAUAACUCGCUCCCUUUCGAUGGCAUAUGUCAUGGAUCAGAAAGCAAUGUUACUGCAGCAGUCAUCGUGGCAAAAUAAUGUUAGGAUGGGCAACUUGGUUGAGCAAAUCCGUGGCCCCCUUUCUAGUAUUCGGACUUUAAGUAAACUGUUAUCUGUUCAGAUGAAAAGAAGCGAGACAUCAUAUGAUUUAUUUGAAGAUAUCUUAGUACAAGGUGAACGCAUUAGGGACACCCUUGAAGAACUCCAAGAUGCUGUUUCCCUAACAAAGGCUAACAUUAUGCGGUUCAACGAAGAGACAGUGAGGAAAAUGCAGAGCUCCUCUUAUAUUCAUCCCGAUUCAGCAAGGCCUCAGCUGUCCAAUAACAUCUCAAGUGGAACUAACGGAACAAAUUCCCUCUCAUUAUUCGUAUCCAAGGACACAGAGCUGCCCAUGCCGCCACUUCCACUUGCACCACUAAGUGAACACAGCAUCAGGCCAUGCAAUGUCUCUGAUGUGCUGGCAGAUUUAGUAGGUGCUGUAGUACCUUUGGCUCAUAAACAGAAGCGACUGGUGGAAUUGCAUGAGCUGACGGAAUCCAUUGAAGUGGCUGUGGAAGAACCUGCAUUACGUCAAGCUUUAAGCAAUCUCAUUGAAGGAGCAUUGUUACGGACUCAUGUUGGAGGAAAGGUUGCCAUUGUAUCCAGCUUAGCACCAACGGGUGGUGUUCUUGUUAUAAUUGAUGAUAAUGGACCAGAUAUGUAUUACAUGACACAGAUGCACUCUCUGACACCGUUUGGAGGGGACCUUCUCUCGGAAGAGAGGAGAAGACAACAUGACGUGGAACUUUGUAGCAGGGCUAACAGUUGCUCGGGAGAUUCUGGAAAGCUAUGGUUGUGUUGUUCGAGUAAUUUCUCCAAGAGAUGGGAAUGCUGCCUUGGGGGCUGGUGGAACACGGGUCGAGCUUUGGCUACCAUUUUUUUCGACAUAACCCGAUUUUGGCGAUUCUCUACAGAAUUUCGGAAAGUUGUCAGGUUAGAACUGUUACCUUCUCUGAACAUGGUUAUUGUGUAUAGUUAUAGAUUUUGUGUUGUUAUGAUAUAUGAAACUUGUAAAUUAUGUAACCAGCUCAUUAAGUUCAAGUGAUGUAUUAUUCAUAAAAGAAAAUGGUCUAGCCAGGUUGGAGAGUAUAUGUCUAUGCCACUUUGUAAUAAUAUAGAUACAAUGGGAUUUAUAAUGACAUUAAUAUUAUAAUAAAAUACACAUU